Tuber melanosporum (Perigord truffle) is the source of this 1884-nucleotide messenger RNA. RefSeq lists its product as uncharacterized. Lineage: Eukaryota; Fungi; Ascomycota; Pezizomycetes; Pezizales; Tuberaceae. The transcript is spliced from 2 exons. Gene Ontology annotation, molecular function: oxidoreductase activity; FAD binding. Bases 54 to 1748 code for a protein of 564 amino acids. The record is from RefSeq and is a predicted model, not a curated record.
CCAUAACCCCAUUCUUCUUUGAUCCUCCAUAACCUCAUUUACUCUUCCUCGCCAUGGAUACUAUCGUUAGUUUUCUGAAAUAUGAAGAAAUCCCGGUAUACGAACCCGGGGAAGUGGAGUAUGAGCGUUCGGUUGCCGUUGCCAACCUCCUCUACCGCUACUCGAGGCCCACUUGCGUUGUUCAGCCCUUGCGUUCCUCUGAUGUUCAGAUCAUUGUCAAACAAGCGAAAGAUUUGAAAAUACCAAUCACGAUCAAGAAUGGUGGGCAUUCCUAUGCAGGAUUUUCCACGACCGACUACGGCAUCUUGUUGGACCUCGUAAAGAUGAACAAGGUCAGCCUCGAUAUGAGAGCGAGAACCAUUACGUUGCAGGGGGGUGCGCAGUGGGGUCAUGCAUACAAGACAUUGGUCAGCGGCCGUCAUGAUGGGUAUAUCAUCAAUGGUGGGCGAUGCCCUACUGUGGGUGUGAGUGGUUUUAUUUUGGGGGGCGGUCUCGGCCCGUUCACCAGAAGCCUCGGAAUGGGAUGCGACUCAUUGAAGGAGGUUACCAUUGUCACCGCCGACGGAAGAGAGGUUACGGUUAAGGACAGUGGCAAUCCAAAGUCAAACGAAGACAGGCUAUUCUGGGCACUCUGCGGUGCCGGCGGUGGUAAUUUCGGUGUUGUGGUCAAGCUGAAGAUGAGCGUUCAAGAGCUGCGGGACCCGGAUGUGGUAGCUGGGAGAUACACGUGGCAUCCGGAUCCAUCGGAGAUGGGUGAUUUCAUGGCUACGAUGAAGGACUUCUAUACGACAGAGUGGGAUAAUUACCUGACUAUGGAUACCAGCUGGCUGUGCGAUCUCCAGCAGAUAAAGAGUGAGCUUGCGGUUCGGUUCAUCAUCUAUUACGAUGGCGGCAAAGAGCCCUUUGACAAUCUAAUCGACAGAGGCAUUCAAAACAAAGAGCUAGCGAAGCAACUCAAACGGCGAUCGAUGCCCGAAAAAUCUACACGAUUUCUUCAUGAGACGCUAGUGUCUCAGUGGUCGGAAGAAAUCACAAAGACCUUUCCCACGAACAGAACCUACACUAUUUAUACCUCCUUCGUCUUCAAGAAUAAUAAGAAAACAAUCGACAGUGCCACCACAAUUAUCCGAGACGAGAUGAAAGCUUUCAGAGACCUGUUCCCGGGAGAGCAAGCCCUCCUGCAAGUUACGUGGAUUCAUUCCGGGGGGGUGGCGAGCAAGAAGAAACGCGAGGCCACAGCUUUUCGCUGGCGUGACUGUGUUUACCACACAUAUAUAAUGUUGCAGUGGGAAGAGAAAUGGUUGGAACUGAAUAUGAGGGGGUUUUUGCAAUCGUUCAAGGAGAAGUUGAGGCCAUUGUCCAUGAUGAAGCGGGCCGCGUUCAUCAAUUUCCCCGACCCGGCACUGCCAAAGGGCACUCAUGAAAGAGCAUACUAUGGGAAUAAUCGUCAGGAGUUGCAGCGCAUCAAGCAAAUCUGGGACAAGGACAAUUUCUUCAACUGGAGCCAAGGUGUUCGGCUUCCACCGCAAAAAGGACCGGCUCAGGCGCCAGGUGCAGGAGCAGGAGGAACGGAACUUGCGGUCCGCAGCUUGAUGGCGGCUGAUGAGGACGAGGUCAUCGGGGAGGAGACUCGGGUGGAUGAGCAAGCCUGGACGGAUACGAUAGCAGGAAAGCACUGGCAAACUGGUAUACCCAGAAAGAACGAAUUUGAAGGAGGGAUUCUAGGAUUGACUGACUUGGGGUUCUGAGAUCCCAAGGAUUCAUUGAUGGAGGUGGAGUUUCUUUGUUGGGUUUAUUUACGACGAAUGGACUUAUGUUUUCAAGCGGAAUGUCAUAGGGUAGUUGGAUAGUAUUUUCAAAUAGGAUAAGCCUUUUUAUUAUUUG